CAGAGUCCUUACACAGCUUCGAAGCCACCACAUACAGAUAGGCGCUAGUUACGUGGAGUAAAAACACUGCCAUACAGUGAGGCAGUUGAGCGGGCAGCUUCUGCUGGGGGCCUUGUGAUGCAGCGACAGGCAGCUUCGUAGACAGCUCGGGUUGCAGGCCCCUAGGUCCUCCUGGCGCUGAGAGAGUUGAGGAGAGAGGAGCGUGGUGUAGCCGUGCAGCGGCGGCAUGGAUGACGAGGAGGAGACGUACCGGCUAUGGAAGAUCCGGAAGACCAUCAUGCAGUUGUGCCAUGAUCGAGGUUACCUUGUGACACAAGAUGAGCUGGAUCAGACAUUGGAUGAAUUCAAAGGACAAUUUGGGGACAAACCAAGUGAAGGGCGACCCCGUCGAACUGAUCUUACUGUUUUGGUUGCGCACAAUGAUGAUCCCACUGACCAGAUGUUUGUGUUUUUUCCCGAGGAACCAAAGGUUGGCAUAAAGACCAUAAAGAUGUACUGCCAGAGAAUGCAGGAAGAAAACAUCACCAGAGCCAUUAUAGUGGUGCAGCAAGGAAUGACGCCAUCUGCUAAGCAGCUUGUUCCUGAGCAUGUGGUGAUGACAAAGGAUGAAGUCACAGAGCUGUUGGCAAGAUAUAAACUGCGAGAAUCCCAGCUCCCUCGAAUCCAAGCCGGAGACCCUGUGGCAAGAUAUUUUGGGUUAAAGAGAGGUCAGGUGGUGAAGAUCAUCCGUCCCAGUGAGACUGCCGGCCGCUACAUUACAUAUCGCUUGGUGCAGUGAUGUGUUCUGUGGCAUCAUGGAUAUCGUAACAUGAAUAAGGGAGCAAGCGAGGUGCACAGCGUUUCUAGAAAGUGACACAUCAGUGUUGGGCAUAAACGGACAAUGACUAGGCCCUAUUCUGGUUUUGUUUAUAUAAAGCAUACCCUGCUAAAUGCCAAUGUCAUACUUUGUCAUUAGCAUAAUUUACUUUUUGUACCUUUUUAUUUUACUCAUUUAUUUAUAUAAUUGGGACAGGUGCUGCAUAUUUAGCUUUUAUAAAGUGAUUUUCUGGCCCUGACCCUCCCCCAAAAGAUUUAAAGUAAAUAAAUGUUUUGAGACUCA
Messenger RNA from Pseudophryne corroboree (corroboree frog), 1099 nucleotides. It is a transcript of the gene POLR2E, whose product is annotated as RNA polymerase II, I and III subunit E. Gene Ontology annotation, biological process: DNA-templated transcription. NCBI's taxonomy places the organism in Eukaryota, Metazoa, Chordata, Amphibia, Anura, Myobatrachidae. The coding region runs from base 227 to 778 and encodes 183 amino acids. Gene Ontology annotation, cellular component: RNA polymerase III complex; RNA polymerase II, core complex; RNA polymerase I complex. Gene Ontology annotation, molecular function: DNA binding. The record is from RefSeq and is a predicted model, not a curated record. The transcript has 6 exons.